Diachasmimorpha longicaudata is the source of this 1936-nucleotide messenger RNA. It is a transcript of the gene Pisd, whose product is annotated as phosphatidylserine decarboxylase proenzyme, mitochondrial. Bases 231 to 1508 code for a protein of 425 amino acids. The transcript is spliced from 5 exons. NCBI's taxonomy places the organism in Eukaryota, Metazoa, Arthropoda, Insecta, Hymenoptera, Braconidae. Gene Ontology annotation, biological process: phosphatidylethanolamine biosynthetic process. The record is from RefSeq and is a predicted model, not a curated record. Gene Ontology annotation, molecular function: phosphatidylserine decarboxylase activity. Gene Ontology annotation, cellular component: mitochondrion.
CAUGCACUGUAGCACGUGCGAAGCUUCACAUGCCCCCAAUAACGACCGGAAAUAGUCCUUGAGUCGUAACACCAAAGGUUUCAUCGUAUUUCGUUCAGCAGAUGUGGGGGAUAUCGACAAGGCACCGACACGAUAACAACAGAGCAAAAUAACAGUAAAAUUCCCGACAUAACCUCAAAAAACUGAGACGUCAGUUAAUCCAAUCAGGCAAAUUGGAUUGAUCAUUGAAAAUGUCCAUUUUUAGGAUUCUCCGGGGGAAUCGACACGCGCGAGGCGUCAAGGACAGAUCGUGGGAGUCUCUGGGGAAGUGUCAGGAGGUGAUUGUCAUCAAGAGAUGUGCCACGACUGCCAAUCCUGAGAAUAAGUUUGGGGGAUUGUGGGGAUUGACUAGGAAAUGGAGAGUGAGCCUGCCUAUUGGGGUGGGAGUGUCUUUAAUUGCUGUGCUACAGUGGAGACAUUUGAGGAAGUAUCCUUAUGCUGUUGAUGGAGAUGUCAUUCAGGGACCCAUAAGUGACUUGAUGGUGGAAUGCUACUGCUGCCUCCCACUGAGGAUCACCAGUCGAGUGUUUGGCUGGUUCGCCAGUGUGGAAUUGCCAAAAGGGUUCAGGCCUUUCGUCUUCAACCUCUACGCAAAAACUUUUCACGCCGAUCUCCACGAAAUUGACGCUGAUCUAACCUCAUUCCCCAGUCUUGUCGAUUUCUUCGUGAGAUCUUUGAAGGAUGAUGCCAGACCUAUUGCUCAGAACACUGAUAUUGUCUCUCCCUCAGAUGGAAAAGUCCUCCACAUCGGCCCCGUCACUUCCUGUCGUGUGGAGCAGGUCAAGGGCAUGACGUACGACCUCAGACACUUCCUCGGUGACACAAAGUCACCCAAACUGGGUGGAAAAAUUAACUUUCAAAAAGAGGAGAACGAUAAUUACGUGAAGUCUCUGUUGAAAAAUCCUGAAAACAAGCUCUACCAGUUGACUGUGUACCUAGCACCUGGGGACUAUCACCGCUUUCACAGUCCCACGGAUUGGAGGAUCGACCUAAGGAGACAUUUCCAAGGAAAAUUACUCAGUGUGAAUCCAAAAAUAGCGAGCUGGCUGCCAGAUUUAUUUUCCCUAAACGAACGAGUGGUUUACCUCGGUGAAUGGUCCGGUGGCUUUAUGGCGUAUGCAGCUGUAGGUGCCACCAAUGUGGGGUCGAUAAAGGUCUACUGUGAUAAGACACUGGCAACGAAUAAACGAAAGUGGCCGAAAGGGAAGGCCUCAGAGGAUGCCAGUCUUGAUUGUGUGAAUGUCAAGAAGGGAGAGCUCUUCGGGGAGUUCAGAAUGGGCUCCACCGUAGUGCUACUCUUCGAGGCACCAGAGGACUUUCAGUUCUCGGUGGAGGCUGGCCAGGCCAUCAAGGUGGGACAGGGCCUCGCUGAAGGCUUCAUCGAGGCCAGGAGGAAAAAACAGAUCGAUUUGGGUCGUAGUGUUAAUGAGGCUGUCGAACGUAUCAGACCUGUUGGGCAUGUGCAUUGACCAGAAUUGGUAUUUUACAUGAGAUUUUUUUAGUUGGGCAUAUGAAAGAAUAAUGAACAGAUUUUUAAUAAUUACGGAAAGUAAUGACUUGUUUAAAAUCUCGCCUAGUUGAAAGGAUGGAAUAUGAUAGAAGGAGGGGCAGUAUGGGUACACAGUGAAUAAUCAAGUUACGUAAGAGAAAACGGUUUGAGACGGUGAAAUGUGGGUUUGCUGGGUUCUAGGAGUGAAAAAAAAGCAAAUUGAAAAAUAAUUAUCACAGGCCUCACAGGGUAGAACUGUCUGGAGAGGUUCAAAAAAUAAAUGCCCGUCCAUCAAAUUGACACGUUUCAUCCCUUCAAUCCGUUAAUCAACUAUUUGUAAAUAUAUAAAUAAAUUUUAUUACACUGAAGUCUGUAUCAAAUGCUGUAAAUAUAUCUUGUUAAUCUUUA